UAAGGUGAUGAUGAUGGAAGAAUUGAUGAUGAUCAUUAUGAAUCUGUGGCUGGAGAAGUUUAUGAGCCAAUCAGUGAUGAAGAAUUAGAUGAGAUCCUAGCAGAUGAUGCAGAAAAGAGGGAGGAGCCUCAGGAAGAAGAUAAAGUGUCAGAUCCCAUGGAUGUCAUUGAUGUUGACUGGUCAAGCCUCAUGCCUAAGCAACCAAAGGACCCUAGAGAGCCUGGAGCAGCCCUACUGAAGUUUACCCCAGGUGCCAUGUUGCUGCGGGUUGGAAUUUCUAAGCGACUUGCUGGAGCAGACCUUUUUGCAAAAGUUAAAGAAACCUGUCAAAGUGUUGUUGGAAAUCCCAAAGAUGCAGUGAAUUUGUUUGCACAUGAGCUUGGAGCCCUGAAUAUGGCUGCACUGCAGAGAAAGGAGGAACGUGGCAACCUUCUCAGUAAUCUUGGACCUUGUUGUAAAGCACUUUGUUCCAGACGAGAUAUUGCAAUACGAAAGCAGCUGGUGAAGAAUGAAAAGGGCACUACAAAACAAACUUACUUAAACCCACCAGUAGUAGACAGUGACUUGCUACGACUGAGCCUACGACUUUUUAAACGAAAAACUAGCUGCAGUGUUCCUAACCAGGGAAAGACUGAAGAGAGUAAAACAUUACAACCUGCUGCAAAACCAGAGCUUUGUGUUUCUUAGGUUGGAAUUCCUCCAUGGCAGGCAUUUCUGUCACUGUAACUGUGCAAAACAAAGCUCAACAUGUUUCAGUAUUGGUGAAUGUGUUAUUUUCACUAACAAGAACUUUUUCAGAAUUUUUUUCUGAUGUACUAAAUUUAUACAACUAGUCUUUUAUGUGUUUUUUACCCAUUUGUUGUUUAUUUUAGCACGUGGAAUGGAAAGUAUAAAAAAUGGUUAAUGUUCUGUGUAACACUGAUGUAAACAUUGUCCCUUUUUGAUGGCAUGUCAGUAUAAUAUUAAAAUGUAAAGAACGUCAUUGUUUUUAACUAAAAAUUAUUUAUCAGUUGUCUGCGAAAGAUUACCUCAGAGACUUGCAUUCAUUUCAUUUUUUUAUUGAUAUAAAUAAUCAAAGUCUUCUGAUCUUACGUUAGUGCUUUCUUUGAUUCUUAGCAAAUUUAAAAAAGGAACUUCCAUUCUGUGUAAGUGAAGGCUCACUUCUUUAUUACCGGUUCUUUGUCAGAACUGUUUCUAGCAUAAUUUGGAGGUGGAAGGAACCAGUGAAACAUAAUACUUAGAAGUCAAAAAUAAAAUUAUUAUGGUUCUCUGAAAAUGAUAUUCUAAAGUUUCUCUCUUGUCAUGAAAUAAAGACUUGGUUAUUUUGUGUGUGC
This is a messenger RNA of Protopterus annectens (West African lungfish), 1334 nucleotides long. Its product is annotated as zinc finger CCCH domain-containing protein 13-like. Lineage: Eukaryota; Metazoa; Chordata; Ceratodontiformes; Protopteridae. The transcript is spliced from 4 exons. Gene Ontology annotation, cellular component: RNA N6-methyladenosine methyltransferase complex. The record is from RefSeq and is a predicted model, not a curated record. Bases 157 to 687 code for a protein of 176 amino acids.